AUGAAUGCCUUUGAUGUGGCACGGCUGCGUUAUUUACAGCUGCAGAUGCUGCUCACGGUUGAGUCAUCAGAAAUGCGAACGCAUCAUAAAUGUCCUGGAAGAGUUGUGACUCUGGUUGAAGACCCUGAGGGCUGUGUGUGGGGCGUUGCUUACAGACUGCCAGCUGGACAAGAAUGCGAAGUCAAGGCGUACCUGGACUUCAGAGAGAAGGGAGGCUACAGGACUACAACGGUUGUUUUCUACCCAAAGGACUCGUCAGUCAAACCCUUUGAUGUACUGCUGUACAUCGGCACUCGCGAUAACCCCAACUACCUCGGCCCUGCGCCUCUGCAGGAGAUUGCUGAGCAGAUCAUUGGCGCCGUCGGACCCAGCGGAAGAAACACGGAAUACCUGUUUGAACUCGCUAAUUCUAUGAGAAAUCUUGUACCAGAAGAUGUAGACGAGCAUCUCUUCUCCUUAGAGAAACUAGUAAAGGAACUCCUGGAAAAAGAACAAAACCUAAACUGCCUAUAGAAGAACUUCUUUCAUUGCUUCAUCUUCAGAGGAAUGGUUUCGUUGCACAGUGGGUAUAUGACUUGGAGGCAUAUUGCUCUGUACUAUGCUAUCUUAUUUA
Meleagris gallopavo (turkey) is the source of this 613-nucleotide messenger RNA. NCBI's taxonomy places the organism in Eukaryota, Metazoa, Chordata, Aves, Galliformes, Phasianidae. The record is from RefSeq and is a predicted model, not a curated record.